This is a messenger RNA of Ilex paraguariensis (yerba mate), 1118 nucleotides long. The record is from the annotation of a GenBank genome assembly. NCBI's taxonomy places the organism in Eukaryota, Viridiplantae, Streptophyta, Magnoliopsida, Aquifoliales, Aquifoliaceae.
AAAAACAGAAAACAACAUUGACCACUUGACGGCCCUUGCUAUCACCUUCUAUAUAAUGAAUCAAACCCCAUCAAAGUUAAACAUUCUAAAAGGCCUAACACACACUCACACACUUGAUGAAGAUGUUUCUCACAAUCCUCUUCACCUUUGCACUCCUGUUCUCCUCCUCUCAAGCUUCAGUGCAAGACUUCUGCGUCGCAGACCUAUCAUUGUCAGAUACUCCUUCGGGUUACCCUUGCAAGAAGCCUUCCACAGUCACUGUAGACGCUUUCGUUUUUUCCGGCUUGGGUGUUGCCGGCAACACUAGCAAUCUCAUCAAAGCAGCCGUGACCCCGGCCUUUGUCGCUCAAUUUCCAGGUGUCAAUGGCCUUGGCCUGUCCAUGGCGAGGUUAGACCUCGCUGUGGAUGGUGUCAUUCCAUUGCACACACACCCUGGAGCAUCAGAGGUCCUAAUUGUUAUCCAAGGGACUAUUUGUGCAGGGUUCAUAUCUUCUUCCGCCAAUGUUGUCUAUUUUAAAACUCUCAACAAAGGAGAUAUAAUGGUUUUUCCACAGGGAUUAUUGCACUUCCAAUUUAAUUCAGGGAAAAUACCUGCUCUUGCAUUUGCGAGCUUCAGUAGCCCCAACCCGGGUCUCCAAAUCACUGAUUUCGCGUUGUUUGCAAACGAUUUGCCUACUGAAUUGGUGGUGAAGGUCACUUUCCUUGAUUUUGCUCAAGUGAAGAAGCUCAAGGCUGUCCUUGGUGGCACUAAUUGAGCAGUAAAACCCUCUCUGUGCCUCUAAAUCUCUUGGAGAAUUUGGCAUUUUCAUGUUUCUGAAUUAUGUAUGUUGAUUGAUUAAGGAUUGGUAGCACACGAUUACGAUCUAGUAUGUUUGCGGUGGUUUGGUUUUUCGAGGUAUAUUGUUGUCUCAAGUGUCUCGUGAAAUGCUUUUGUUUGUUGGUCGAUGUGCCAAAAUAUAAGCUUGAAGAGUGGAAUCUAAGUGGUGGUCAGUUUGUAAUAAGCAACAUUUCUUUCAAGGGAAGGCCUAGCCUAGGGCUUUUUUACCUGAAUAAAUUGGAUAACUGUUCAUGUUUUACUAGGUUUGUUUCUCAAUAUGCAUAGGGGAAAAAAAGAAAAA